Molecule: messenger RNA, 2804 nt
Organism: Mercenaria mercenaria
Lineage: Eukaryota; Metazoa; Mollusca; Bivalvia; Venerida; Veneridae
Product: piRNA biogenesis protein EXD1-like
Exons: 7
Coding region: 359-1081 (240 amino acids)
Biological process (GO): nucleobase-containing compound metabolic process
Molecular function (GO): nucleic acid binding; 3'-5' exonuclease activity
Source: RefSeq, a predicted model, not a curated record
GAUUAAAGUGUAUUAAGGAGAAAGCAUGAGUGUAUGUUUUUGUCUUGAAAACAAAAUGUCAUUAGUGCUUUUAAUGCCGGCGUGACACGUUUAUCAAGGACAUGUUUUUUUAUAUAUAUAUAAAAAUAAAUAAAUAAAAAGAAGCUUGGCAGAUACAAAAAUAAUUGGAUCUUAAUAAAAAAAAUCGUUAAUAUCGUUUGAUUUGGUAUACAUGUCUAAUUGCCAAAGACAGAAGAGGCAGUCACAAUCACAAGUAUUACCAGUUUAAGAAGGAUCAAUGAUAUGAGAAAAUCGACCUCAUUUCAUAAAGGAUCGGAAGGACAACAGAACCCAAAGAAUUGACGUAUAAUAUUGCAUAAUGAUGGCAUCAUCAACGCCGACACUGUAUACCCCUUCAAACAAACAAGAAUGUCAAGCGGCCGUGAGAAAGCUCAGCCGGGAAACAGUGAUAUCCCUUGAUGCUGAAGGUGUUCAACUUGGAAAAGACGGUCCUCUCACACUGCUACAGAUUGGGACACUGGACGGAACCGUCUACUUAUUUGACGUCAUGAUAAAUGAAAAGAAACAGGAUAAAAAGUUCUUCACUGAGACAGGGCUUAAUGCCAUCUUGACAUCAACGAAAAUCAUCAAAGUGAUCCAGUCUUGUUCAGGAGACAGUGCUGCUCUGUACCACCAGUUUGGCAUCAGACUUGAAAAUGUUUUUGAUACACAGGUGGCACAUCUUGUGAUCCAAGAACACGAAGGAAGAAAACUACCAGCAAGAGAGAAACUUGCAGAUAUAUGUAAGAUGUAUUCCGAAAACGCCGAAGUUUACGAAGGCAAAGAAGAUGUAAAGUUGGAAUGGAGUAAACUUGCGGGAAAUUUUUGGGCAAAGAGGCCAAUGACAAAAGAGAUGUUAGACUACGCCAGUGCAGACGUAACUGCUCUCAUUCCAGAAGUUUAUGAAACACAAAACAGGUACAUUAGAGAAAAUGGUAUUUUUGAUUUAUUUGAGGAGAGAGUUCAAGAAGAAAUUGAGCUCGAGAUAGAUCCUAAUGCUAAGGAACGCCGCAAAGAGAGAACUGCUCACAUCCGAAUGUGAAUACUUGAUGAAAUGGCAAAAAAGUACAAAAUACGAACAGACUUUGCAUCGAUUUCGGAUGAAGAUGAAAUAAAGGCACUAAAUGAUACAAAUGUUGAAGAGAUGGAGGGCCUUUCUGAUGUAAUACAAAACUUAAAGCGGCAAUCAAUGGCAAGUUUUCUGAAGUCCAUUGAAGAAAAGCUCAGGACACAUGAAACCUUCAACGCAGGUCGUGGUCUUAUAUUCAAGCUUAACGACAUUGAACAUCGUGGUUCUGAAAAAAUGCAGAAAGAGGCAACUCGAAUCAAGCAAGUGGUGAACAAGGUGGUAACUGGUGAUGUACAAACGAAGUAUAAUGCCGACACACCUCUUGAGAACCUAUCUGCCCCGGAAUAUCAAAUAAUCAGAGGACUUAAACUACUUUCAGAGGAUGCCUCGCGUUACCAUCCAACUAUAAUUGCUUUGUACUGGAGAAUUGUAGAAAAAGAACUUGGAGACGCUACUGAUUCGUUAAAAGCCGAUCCAAAUUACAACAUUAGUAUAUCGAUUUCUAAACUGAGAUUUUUCACAAACAACCCUGGUGUUCCAAGAAAUGCAAAAAGAUUAGCACACGAAUUGCUGGAAAAACAAGAAUCUACCAUACUGCAGAGAAUUCCACAUAGAUAUACAAGAAAUACUAAAACAGAAGAGCUGACGGAUUCCGAAAGGAUGGUUCUAGGAGGACUGAGACUCACGUCAGGCAGUUACCACCCGGUCGUAGCGGCUUUGCACUGGAAGAUUGCAUUACAGAAGUUGGAUAAGGAUCUAAAAGAUUAUCGAGCCGGAAAUCUUCGUGUGAACGAUGGACUUCGAAGGAAGCUAGACUUCUACAUAAAGAAUGUAUCAGUUCCUAGUGAUGUAAGGCAGAGAGCUAAGGAAUUUCUCCAGGUUUUACCGCAAUCAAAUAGGGGCGGUGGAAGACGAUAUUGAAUGUUGAGCUUUAAACUUAAAAAGAAAACCAGACGUUUCAUUAUAACAAGAGUAUGUUCAUGAACCUUAUAGUGUAAUGUAUGAUUACCUUUAUAUAUAUGAUAAAUGUAUUUGUUGCAAAAUGAUUAUAUAUAAUGCUAGUUAUAUCUUUUUUGCUUUUAUUUUUGUCUGAUAUUUGCAUGUUUGCUUGUGAUAUAUUUGUCAAUUUUCAUGUCAUUUACUCUAUCUUAUAUCCAAAAAUAUUGCAAUUGAUACCAAGAGUUUUUCAUAAAGAAGUUCCAAUUAGUUGCUCUUGCCUCUCACGUUCAAUAUAUAUAUUUUUACUACUUUUUUUCUUUUAUACAAUUUGAAAGCCUGUAAUACAUAGGAAGUAAAGAAAAUGAAUAUAGUAAAAAGACUUCCGUUUAUUUUUAUGCCUUCCCUUUUUUUAUGAAUUAGAUUAUCGCUUGAUUCAACGAAGCACAUGUUAAUAUGCACUUAUUUUAAUGAAACUACUUUUAAUGAUUUAUUUUCUUAAUUUUAACAAAACACAUAUCUAGAGCAUCUGAAUUUGUUCCGAUAAAAGGAAAGACUUCACUGUGAACUCGAUAGUAAUGCGAACUAUGUUUUAUUGAUGCUUAUAAAAUUAGAGAUAAAGAAUAGAGUUAAUUUUUAAUAUGUAUAAAAAGUGCACUAUAUGCAGUAUUUUGAAAUAUUUCUGUAAAAUAAAAUGAACGUUUCCCCUAUACGUCAUGUAUUAAUGAUUUGUGAAAUAAAACUUAAAGGGAUGAAUCAA